Molecule: messenger RNA, 1295 nt
Organism: Rhizophagus irregularis DAOM 181602=DAOM 197198
Lineage: Eukaryota; Fungi; Glomeromycota; Glomeromycetes; Glomerales; Glomeraceae
Molecular function (GO): ferrous iron binding; acid phosphatase activity; ferric iron binding
Source: RefSeq, a predicted model, not a curated record
UAAAUCUUGGUAAUACAACUAUGUAAUUCUACUAUUAUAAUAACUAUAUAUGUAAAAAUUACUUUCAAGUUACAAUGAAUAUAAAAAACGCUUCAAUUAUGAAAUAAUUUAUUUCACUUGGAGUUAAAAUGAACCAAUACUUAUAUAUUGCUCUUGUUAUAUUAUGUGUAGAUUUAUUAACGACCAACACGAAUGCUCUUCCGGGUGACUUGGUUGAACCUCAUGACAAACCUUAUAUUGAACAAUAUCAAUCCGAAAAAUUGGAUUUUCUAACCUUUGGUGAUUGGGGUUGGGAAGGGAUUGAACCAGGUCAAAUAUAUAAAAAUCAAAGUAAGGUAGCUAUGGCUAUGAGGGAUUGGGCUGAAAGCUAUGAUAGUGAUUUUAUAAUUAAUACUGGUGACAACUUUUAUAUUAGUUAUGAUGAAGAUCACGAAGGAGUUAAAAGUGUGAAUGAUCCAAAAUGGAAUAGAAUCUGGAAUGGUAUAUAUAAAGGUAGAUUAGCUGAAAUUGUUUGGUACUCCGUAGUCGGAAAUCAUGACUGGUAUGGAAAUGUUACAGCCCAAGUUGAUUAUAGUUUGAAUUACGAUGAACGCUUCUUCUUACCAUCAACAUAUUAUGUUCGUGAAUCGUACUUUGGAUCAAAAAUAACAAAAGUAGCAUGGAUUCAUAUCGAUACAAAUAUCUUCUAUUAUGAACCAUUAGAUCCUGAUAAAGUAAACAUGUUACCACAACUUAAAAGAUUUGGAUGGAAUACUAUAAAAGCAAUUGAAGAUAAAUUAAAAUGGAUCGAAGAUAGAUUAAUUGAACAACAAAAUUCAACAUGGAUUUUCGUUGUUGGUCAUCAUCCUCUUGUUGCUGCAUGUGCAAAGAAAUAUUAUAUGGGAAGAUUGAGACUGCUUUUCGAGAAAUACCGUGUAGAUGCUUAUUUCGCGGGACAUGAACAUAAUUUAGCAAUAGAAACAGCAAAAGACGGUCAACCUGUUACGUAUUUCUUAUCAGGUGCUGGUAGUAAAACAUUUGUAGGAUGUAAUGAAAGUGAUUGGGGUACACCAGUUGGUACAUUGGGAUUUUUACACACUAUUUUAACAGAAGAUAAAUUCACUUAUGAAUUUAUUGAUUCUACUACGGCUCUUGAUCCUAAAAUAGUUUAUACAGGAUCUCUUACACCUAGACCUUAGAUUGACUAUUUAUUUAUUAAUCGCAAUUAAAUAUAACAUAUUUCAUUGUGGAUCCACAAACCAUUUGUUAAUACCAAUGAAAGGCUUUUUCUAAAUUCUUUUCUGUUCCUUCUCUAU